AUGGGAUCCAAGAAAAAGAAGAGCAGCAAGAAGAAGCAGCACAGUGCUCCAAAGGAGGAAAAGGAGGACCAGGUGGACUAUGGCGCUACAGUUGACGCAUUCUUCCCUGGAGACGAUUCUUCUGCUCAUGCCGAAGAAGAAGACGUUCCUGUGGAAAAGGGUGAUGAUGAUGACAACGACAAGCAAGGCGAUGAAGGCACCGACGAAAUUGAAGAUGACAAGAAGAACGACGAGCCCUCCGAUGAUGACGAAGAAGAAGAAGAUGAUGAUGAAUCAUUAGAAGAGGAAGAAGAGAAAACUGCCAACCAGACAGCGUCGUCCCUGGUCAUGAUGGACAGCGAAGAACCCUGUUCCUUUGAUCUUCGCAAUUUGACAGCCGUCAACUCUCAUCCUCUCCACCACGAAUCUCUGUACAAGAAUAAGAAUGACUCGGAAUCGGCCAGCAAAAAGAAGAAAAAGAAAAAACAGCAAGAGAUUCCAGCUGAAGACGAAAAACUGACAAUCAACAAUGCGGCACAAGUGUUGAAUGAGGAGUACUUGUUGCAGAAAGCCACCGAAGGCUGUACGCAGUUGAUUCACGCCCUCUGGCAACUACCCACGGAACGAAGUGAUGCCGGUCCCAUGGUCCACUUGCCAACCUACGACAAGAUCCCCAUUCCCAGGGUUUUACCACCUCCACCCCCAAAGGCGGAAACCAAAUGGGAAAAAUUUGCCAAAGAACGAGGCAUUCCACUCAACAAGGAAAAACGAUCCCGCAAAGUCUGGGACGAAGCCACGGACACUUGGAAAUUCCGUCACGGAUACGACAAGGCCAAUGCCAAGGACAACAAUUGGCCCAUUAUGGAAGUUGGAGGCACUGAUGAUCCCUACGAAGAUCCAUGGCAAAAACAGCGGGAUGCCAAGUUUGCCAGGACCGAAGACAAUCGACAGAAUCAAAUGAAAAAUCAAGAACGAGCCGGUGUCUUGCCCAAGGGAGCCGCUCGAAAGGUACUCAAGAGCCGCACGGAAUCACGCAAAGCGGGCCGGGAAGGAGGAGGCAAUGCCGGAUUGCCUGUGGGUGUACCUGUGGACAUGACAGAGAACAAAUUGCGUGGACAAGCAUCCACGUUGGCAGCACUCAAGGCUACCCAAAAGUCCACGGCCUCCAUGGGCCGAUUCGACAAACCAGUCGAAGGAGAACCGGAACGCAAAUUCCCCGUUAGCAAAAAGAAACGCAAAUACAUGGCCGAGUCAUCCACGGGUAAGACCAGCGGAAAGGGCGAGCAAGAACGUGCCGCCAAGGUACUUCAGACAGUCUUGCACGGUGGUGGCGUUGAAACCGAAAAGGCCCGCAAGAAGGGCAAACUGGCCAAGGGCGUCACAGCGUAUGACUAUGAAUACGACGAUGGUUCCAACAAGGCUCUUUUCCAGAAGAAGAAGGGACGUGGAGGAAUCGGCAAAAACAAAAAGAUGACCAAAAAGAGAAUCAAAUAA
This is a messenger RNA of Seminavis robusta, 1473 nucleotides long. The record is from the annotation of a GenBank genome assembly. NCBI's taxonomy places the organism in Eukaryota, Bacillariophyta, Bacillariophyceae, Naviculales, Naviculaceae.